Molecule: messenger RNA, 4417 nt
Organism: Clupea harengus (Atlantic herring)
Lineage: Eukaryota; Metazoa; Chordata; Actinopteri; Clupeiformes; Clupeidae
Gene: fcsk
Product: fucose kinase
Biological process (GO): GDP-L-fucose salvage
Molecular function (GO): fucokinase activity; ATP binding
Source: RefSeq, a predicted model, not a curated record
AGAUGGAUACAUCUGAUCAUAGCCUAAAUCAGAUUUUUGUUCCAAGGUAGGUCACACUAAAGCCUAUUCCGAUAUCCAACAACGAAAAUGACAGACUGAUAGUUAUAACUGCAGGGGCUUUGGCCUAAAUGUGUUGCCUCCACAAGUCAGAAGACAUCACUGGAUAAACCAGUUAAAUUCCAAAAACUCAAUUUAGCAUAGCACUGAAUGCAAAGCGAGGGCAGGACAAGUUGGCCUUGUUAAUAGGCUAAGUACAGAUAUUUAUUUUUUAAAAGUUCAGAUAGGGUUCCAAUUCUGGAUCGAUGACGUCACUUACAAAUGGCGGCGGGCGUAAAGCAAACUAGACGUGGGAUUUUAUUUGUGGAACCACUAUAACUUGAUGUAGUAUUUUCAUGCUUUUCAAGUUGGCUUUCGAGCAUAAGUUUUAGCAGGCUUUACUAAAGCUGUUUGAAGGUUUUUCUAACCACAGUAGCCAAGAGUAGGCCUGCAGUGGUGACAUUGUUUUGGUACGAGAAAGCGGGUCUAUAUGUGUCGGUAUUUCAUGUGUACAGCACAAUUCACAAGAUGUAAAGAUAACUUAUUAACCACAGACAUUGAUUUUUGCUUGAUGCAUAAAAAACCAUUGCACAAGUUCGUUGAAAAAAAUGCCGAAGAGACCCAUUGCUCGAAAAAAGCUCUUCCGGGUUCAUAAACCAACUGAUCGUCCAGGUUGACAUUGCUAGAACGCCCCGAGUCUCUAGGUAUUGGCGACUUCUUAUAGAUGUCAUCUGAGCAUUUGUCAUGCACGGAGUAGUAUGGCAAACAACGGGAACAAAAAUUGGACGGUUGUUGUUUUAACUUGUCAGCACAAAGACAGUGUAUAUGCAUUUCAGAGGGAGUUGGACUUGCGGCAGCAGCGUGGGGGACUUCCGCCAGGCACCCUGCUGCUGACCGUGGCCGACCCACAGGCGCGACUGGGCAGUGGGGGAGCCACUCUCAACGCCCUCCUGGUGGCCGCCGAGCACCUCAGCGCCAGAGCAGGACACACUGUGGUGACUGCAGAUGUCUUGGAUGAUGCCCACAUUCUCAUCCUUCACACGGGAAGAGAUUUCCCCUGGGAUAGCUGUGGGAGAGCAUUCUGUUGGCUACCUGUAGGGGGCGCUCAGCAAGCAGUGGAGAGUCCAGUUUGCUGCUUGGACACGCUGCUGGACUGCCUUUCUCAUCAGGUCAGCCCUGGCUCACCACCAGGAGUGUGGGUAUGCAGUACAGACAUGAUCCUCACCCUCCCCUCCAGACAAGUGAUGUCCUGGGAGGGCUUCUCAGGGGUUCGAGUGCUGGCGCUGCCAGGUGACGUCUCAUACGCCACCAAUCACGGGGUCUAUCUCAGUGAUGGACAGGGCGGAGUGUGUGACAUCAUCUACAGGGGGUCAGAGGAGCAGAUCCGGCAAGCCAUCCUGCCUGAUGGGAAGGUGCCGUUGGUUUCUGGCCCAGUGUUCCUAAGCAGGAGUGUGUCCGAGAAACUACUCCAGACUCAUGUCACCUCACCACUGGACGGCUGCACCUACCUGGGCAUGGAUUCCGGGGCUCCAUCCUUACAGAUCUCUCUCUUUCUGGACAUACUGAUGUGUCUGUGCUCAGAUGUGAGCGAGACUCAGUUUAUCAGUGAGGAAAGGCCCGGCUCCACCUCCCCAACAGGGCCACAGGGGGCAGCAGUGAGGUCGGCCAGGGCAGUCCUGUGGAAGACGCUGAGAGGAACUCCUCUCUCUAUGGAAUACAUAGCAGAUGGGACCUAUGACUACAUGACUCUAUCAGGGAAGGAGCACAUUAGCCGGCUGACAAGAAAAGGAUGGCAGAUGGAGACCCUGUCUCAUAUCCAGAAGAUGGACUGUGUGAGUGCAGAUAGCAGAGUGAUAAACAGUGUGCUGGAGGGAAAUGUCACGGUGUCAUCUGGAGCUGUAAUUCAACAUUGCCACCUCCAGGGCCCAGUACAAGUGCAGUCUGGGAGUUUCCUGUCCGGACUGGAGGCCACCUCUGGAAGCCACCUCCAGCAGCUGCUUCUGAGUGGUGACAUUAUCAUCCAGGGACACCGUGUGCAGCUUGGAGAGCUCAAACUGACCGUUUACACAGUGCUGGGAGCACAUGAUGCUCUGGAGGCUUCUUAUGAGGAAUCCACUUUCCUGAACCACAACUGGACUGACCUGUACAAACGUACUGGGAUACGGCCUGAGGAGAUAUGGGCCACCAGCAGUGAAAGCAAGACGCCUCGACCCCUCUGGGACGCCCGGCUCUUCCCCGUGUUCCAGCCCCGUGACGGAGCGGUCGGACUGGAAGGGGUUUCCUGGUUAAUGUCGGGGGGCCCCGGAACUCUGGAGUGGUGGAGAGGGGCCUGGAGGCUGUCCCUGAGGGAGGUGCUGUCCCUCACCGACCAGGAGGGGGAGCUGUGCUGGAGAGAGGAGCUGUUCUUCCGCGCGGCUAGGAAGAGAGCCACGGACACGCUGAGAGGCCACAGCGACCACAGCCUCCUGCCCAGCAUCAGAGCUGCUGUUCUGGGUGGCCAGCAGGGGAAGCUCCUGAGCACGCUGGACAGUGUGGCAGCAGGCAGCAGUGAGAACCUCGGUGUGGCCGCACGAACUCUGGCCUGCAUAGCCGACGUGCUGGGCUGCAUGGCCGGGGAGGGCAAGGGAGGCCUGAGGAGCGGCCCCGCCGCCAACCCCGCCUGGGCCGCGGCCUUCAGCCUGCUGGAGCGGCCAGAUCUCCCUGCAGGGAUCCAGGCACUGGCCAAUCAGAGGAGUCACUGGAUAAACAGGCCUGAUAUGUUGGUACGUGCAGCAAGACACUAUGAGGGGGCAGGUCAAGUGUUGCUACGGCAGGCGGUGAUGUCGGCACAGGAGUUUGUAUCCAUCGGCCAGGGAGAGAUGCCACCCAUUGGGGAGUGGCAAGAGGUGGAGUGCCCUGCCAGGCUGGACCUAUCAGGUGGCUGGAGUGAUACGCCGCCCAUUGCCUUUGAGCGGGGCGGGGCCGUGGUGAACGUGGCAGUGAAGGUGGAUGGAAGGCGGCCCAUUGGUGCCAGAGCGCGCCGCAUCAGAGAACCCCGUCUGCUAUUGGUCACCUCCAGCAGUGGGGCGGACUGCAGUGUCGCCACGGAAACAGUCUGCCGGACACUGCAAGAUCUGGAGGACCACUGUCAACCCCAUGCCCCUGGUGCCCUGCUGAAGGCUGUGUGUGUGUGCAGCGGGCUGGUCACCUUCCCUUCCCAGCAGCCUCUGGCCGAGCAGCUGCUGCAGCGCUGGGGUGGAGGACUGGAGCUGCACAGCUGGUCCCUCCUGCCUUACGGCUCCGGCCUAGGGACCAGCAGUAUUCUGGCUGGGGCAGUGCUGGCCGCAGUGUACAGGAGCACAGGCCGCACCUACGACACAGACUCCCUCAUUCACGCAGUGCUACAUCUGGAGCAGACUUUAACAACAGGUGGAGGUUGGCAGGACCAGGUGGGCGGGCUUGUGGGCGGGGUGAAGGUGGCUCGCUCUAGGGCCUCCCUGCCCCUCAGGGUGGACGUGGAACGCCUCUCCCUCUCCCAGGAUUUCCUGUCUGCCCUGCAACAGCGCCUCAUACUGGUGUACACGGGCAAAACGCGGCUGGCGCGCAACCUACUGCAGGAUGUGGUGAGGAGCUGGUACAGCCGACUGCCCUCCAUUGUCACAAACACUGACCAACUGGUCACCAAUGCUGAGGAGUGUGCUCUUGCAUGCACUGAUGGCUCCCUCUCCAGGCUGGGGGCCUGUCUGGACUGCUACUGGGCGCAGAAGAAGGUGAUGGCGCCGGGCUGCGAGCCGGCUGCGGUGCGGAGCAUGAUGAACGCCCUGCGGCCGCUCGCCUUGGGCCAGAGCCUGGCUGGAGCGGGCGGCGGGGGCUUCCUCUACCUGCUGACCCGAGACGGCCAGCAGGAGGAGGCAGUGCGGCAAGUUCUCGGCAGCACACCGGGUCUGGGAGAUUUCACUGUCCACUCCGUAGAACUGGACAUGGAAGGGAUCUGUGUUCUUCAGUCAGCAAGAUCACCAGACCAAUGAGGAAAACUACAGUGAUCAUGAAAGUGUUUGGAUGUCAAAAGAUGUCUGUUUCUGGUCUUUUAAUCACUGUUAAACUGUAAGUCUAGAAGAUUUUUACUUUUAACAUAGAAACCUACGAACUGCACAUUUGAUACAUACAUUAUCAUAACAGAAUUAUUCAAAAAUAACUUUUCCUAACACUGAAUGCAUCACCGACAUGAGAAUGCCAACACUGUGUGAGAAGACUAUGAGUUUUGUAUUUUUCUUUCCAAUCUGUAAAUACUGACACUUGUGUUCACACUCCAAGAUAUGUUUUCAUGAGACAUGCUUCUCUCAAGCAAAGACAUACUUGAAACAUUCCACAAAUUAAAUAAUAUUUGUAUUUUAAUAAUUCA